Molecule: messenger RNA, 3507 nt
Organism: Pocillopora damicornis (cauliflower coral)
Lineage: Eukaryota; Metazoa; Cnidaria; Anthozoa; Scleractinia; Pocilloporidae
Product: RAB11-binding protein RELCH homolog
Biological process (GO): intracellular cholesterol transport
Cellular component (GO): recycling endosome; trans-Golgi network
Molecular function (GO): protein binding
Source: RefSeq, a predicted model, not a curated record
AUGGCGGAUGCGGAGGAGGAAACUGAAGUAACUCCGCCUCGUUUAUCCGCGAGCGAUUUUGACAUAUUCGCCGAAAAACUCCUGACGCACCAGUUACUGUUGACUGCACUUGAGCUGCACACGGAAUUAGUUGAAGCAGGUCUGGAGAUUCCUCGUUUACGUGAUUUCUUCUCCAAUCCUGGGAAUUUCGAACGUCAAUACCAGACGACAACACUAAGCGGUAGCGCACACUCGCCAGUUAUACCUCGCACAUCUAGUAUUGCAACCAUUGAUUCACUGGAUGAUUAUGCUCGUUAUUCAGACGAUGGUGCCCGAGACACAGAUGAAAAGGUUGCAGUCUUAGAAUUUGAAUUGAGGAAAGCUCAUGAGACUAUUAAAGCACUGAGGGGAUCUUUGACUGAAGCAACUGAAACUGAAACUCCAGCUUCUGAAAGUAGUCAUGGAGAGAAUAUUGACAGAGAUCAUUCAUCUGGAGGGGACUCCUUGAGACCACAUGAGAAGCGAGCCCUGAAUUUCUUAGUGAAUGAAUACUUACUAAAGAAUGGCUACAGAAUGACCUCUGUAACUUUCUCAGAUGAGAAUGCUGAUCAGGACUUUGAUGACUGGGACGAUGUGGGUUUGAACACUGCCAAGCCUCCAGACCUGCUGCAUCUUUACAGAGACUAUGGACAUCACACUGUACCUGAAGUGAUGUUGGUGUUGAAAUCAGUGAAAGAAGAGAAAGCAAACUUGGAGGCAGAAUAUGCCAAGUUACAAGAGGAGUGCAAACAGCUUCAGGAGGGAAUAGGAGAGUUGAAAUAUGAGAACCAUACAUUGAAUGAAACAGUUGAAAAAUUGGAAAGUGAAAUAAAGGAGAUUGUCAACUCAUCACAUUUGACUGAAAGGGCCUCGCUGAGCGUAGAGAAAAGCAUUGAAUUAUCAGAGACAGAUACAGAUGGUGUCACAGCAGAACACAUCAGCGAAUCAACAACAAAGAAUGAGGACGCCACUGAUGGUACGGAGAACAGUGAUGCUGUGGAGAUUAGUGAAAGAGGCAAUGUACCAAAUGAGGAAGGAAAUGGAGACGCUGCAGAGAAACUUCAGACUAGUGAAGAAUUGGGUAGUAAAGAUCCCGAAGAAAAUUUACCUGACGAUGGUGGUCAUCAACGAAAUACAGCCGAUGUGGAACUGACACAACAAAAGGGUGAUGACCCUCAAGUCACACCUUUCUCUCCAUCGUCACAGCCAAGCGGCAAUGAAGAGAAAGAUCAAACUUCAUCAAGAACAACUUCAUCUUUAUUUAGAGACACGCUGUUGACUUUCACGCACGUACAGUUAGAGAAUAGACUUUCUAAUGAGGUCUGUAAGCUUUCCAACGCUGACGAAAAUGUGGUUCUAAUUGUUGCGAGAUGUUUGCCUCAUAUUGUACCAAACGUGUUGCUUAACAAAAGAGAGGAAUUGAUUCCCGUAAUUCUUUGUUCAGCCAUUCACCAUCCAGCUGUGAAGGAAAGAGAUAAUCUUCUUCACAUGUUAUUUAAUCUUAUUAAACGACCAGACGAAGAUCAGAGGCAGAUGAUUAUGAGCGGGUGUGCUGCGUUUGCGCAGGUCGUGGGACCAACUCGAAUAGAGGCUGAACUUUUACCACAAUGGUGGGAACAGAUUGGCCACAAGUAUGUUGAAAGAAGACUCCUUGUUGCUGAAGCUUGUGGUGGAUUAGCGCCGUAUUUACCGGAUUACAUUCGUAGCUCUCUCGUGUGGUCCAUGUUGAAACAAAUGCUGAGCGAUGAUCGAAACGAGGCUGUUCGAGAGGCCGUAACAAAGAGUCUGGGACUUGUCGUGGCGUUUAUGGAAAAUGUGGAUAAAUAUCAACAGGCCUACGAGUUGUUAGAGGAAACGUUGUUUGAUCCGUCAGAAAAAGUAGCGAAGACUUCCAGAGAAGUGUUUCUACCGUCAUUUGCCGCAUGGGCUCAAGAUCUUGAUAAAGUAGAGUCUCAUCUCUUCACCUCCCUAAUCUCCAUAGUGGAAAAUGCCUUAAAGGAUUUAGAGCAGGUUCACGAACUUGCCAAUGACUCAGAUGAUACUGAGAAAGUACAUAAAACAUUUGAAGCAAUUCACGACAGACUGGCACGCUCUGUUCAAGUUAUUUCAUCGCUUAUUCCGGUGCUGUUUGCCUCAGUUCUACGGACAGCGCCAUUUUCCAAAAAGCCAGAAGAAGUCGAAAAAUACAAUGUGCCAGUUGCACCAGGAAGAUUGCUAACACCACAAUCGCCGCUGACCGAUAUCGAGACGAUUUUUGGCGGGAACCAGGCUGUCGCCUUCCAUGUUCGUCGAUUUGACAAGCACGUGUCGGAGGACCACUUUGAUUCAUGGGAUAGUUUGACCUGGAUUCAUUACGAAUGUUUACCCAAUCUGUGUGAUAUUGUAGGAAAAGUUCAUGUAUCUUUGACGGACUGUGUACAACAGUUGAUUUCCCUCUUUCGCUCUUUGUGUAUUACACUUGGGAAACCAUACUCAGACAAAAAGAUAAAACCAUUUUGUAUGCAAAGAUUAAAUGUUCUCUCUUUAGACAAAGAAAAAAGAGAAAGUCUCCUAUCCAGUGCCUCGCUUCCAGUUCUGGCCGCUGGCAUCCUGGGUUGUUUUGAUUCGGAGGACGACAUGUCUGAACUGACGUCAUUAUUACGCAAUUCGGUAAUUGCCCUGGCUGAAGCCUCGGCAUCACUCCAAGGACCAAUCAUCAUGUACCAGGAGUUGAGUACUUCAUCCCGCUAUCUUGAGGUACUUAUAGGUGUUCUUUGGGAGAUAGUUGUCCAUUCCAGUUCCUUAGUACGCUGCUGUGCGGCUCCUUUAUUUACUGUGUUAAUGAAAGGUGUUGACCUGGAUCUAAUCAGUAGAAAGGUUUUACCAGCUCUAGUAACUUUAGCUUCAGAUUCACAAAUGUCAGUUAGAACGGCGGCAAUUCCGGCGUUUGGUGCAAUAGUAGAAAAUGUCACCGAUAAAAUGAUUUUAGAAAAAGUUUAUGUACAGUUCCAGUCGUUUCUUGAAGACCCACAAUACAAAGAUCAACAUGAACUACAGGCUACCAUGAUAAGAACGUUUGGCAAGGUCGCCCCUCAUGCAGAGCCACAUUUCAGAGAUGAAGUUCUCUUACCGCGGCUGGUUGUCAUGGCAACAAUCAAUAACCAAUCGCAAGACGACACGAGACGGAGGGAGAUUGCACUGGAGCUAAUGGAAGCUUACGUGUCUUUGACGUGUUGUUUCAUCUCUAUUGAUGUGUUAAAUGAUUACAUCAUCCCAGGACUCCGCGCGGUUAAACAGGACAUCGAGGCUUUGGCUCCAGAAUGCGAGGAAACUGUUCAUGUGCUUCUCAGAGAAUGUGAGGUUAAGGCAGACCAGAAAUCACUCUCACACCUUCCUUCCAGUAGCAAAAUAGGACAAGAAAUUAAAAGCACGUUUAUAAGUGGAUUCCAUCGAUUAAAAGAUGCACAGCGACCAAAAAUGGCGGACAUUUUUAAGAAGAAAGACUCAUGA